AUGAAGCGAAACGAGCGAACACACCAGGAGAACCAGGAGAGGGCCUACAUCGCAGCAUCUCGACGUUCAGACCGCAGCAUUGAGGCCCGCAUCGAAAGUGCCAAGCGUGCCUCUGAGCUCCACAAGCAGCGCACGGGCAAGGCCCUGCGUGUCACGGAGCAGGAUGUCCUCAACGAAGAGAUGUAUGAAGAGGAAGAGGCAGAGCUGCCUGCUCAAUACCGCAACCUCAACGCACACCUCAAGACAGAUUCCGCAGACUUUGAUGCCCGGCUCCAGGCCUACCUCGCCAAUGCCGUGGCCUUCCGAAAGGCACUGGCCGGUGUGACGAAGCCAGGCGAUAAGGCGAUGCAGCAUGACUUUGUCAACUGCAAGCAGUAUGCUGACCACGACUCCCUUUUCCCUAGGCACUCUGAUGCCUGGAAGGAUAUCGCACCCAAGCUCAAGCAGAGCUCCGGUAGCGCCGUCACAAGCGGCAACAAGAAGAAGGAAGAGACAAACACAGGUGCCAGCAAGGCCCCGUAUGAUCCAAAGGCGUCUGGUCUGCAUGCACGCAGGCAGUCUGUUGGACAGGCAGCAAAGCUCGAACAGGCACCUGCCAGCAGCAACCUGACACUCUCGGAUCUGAAGCCCAGACAUGCUCAUGUCCGACCAUACCAGCCAGUGGCUCGCCACCCAUCAUUGCCACAGCCUGCACUACGCGGUAGUCUCAAUAACUCACCUGCGCCUAUGGAGGAAGACUUGCGUCGCAAGACCAUCGAUUAUGCAGCGCUACAGGUCGACGAUGUACAGGAGAUUCUCAGACGGCAGGAUUCAGAGGAAGGCUUGUUCAGCGCCACGCUUCCCAUGAACGCACAGCAGCUCUUGCUUCCACAGACCUAUAGCGAGCCUGCGACGUUUGUGCAGCAGGACCCACACUUCUUCAGUGCUGCACUGUGGGGCACAACUCAGGAAAAGCAGACGACGAUUGACAGUACCUUGGCACCUGUUGAGCUCAAUUGGCAGUUCAAGCAGGCUGUUGCUGAGGAAGAUGACUUCAUGCAGCAGGCCAUCAAGCCAGCCUCGAGCAAGCUGGCAACAAGCAACAGCAACCAAGGCUUGGAAGAUUCCACAGACUUGUGGUCGAGGUAUAUGGAUGAUGACGAUGCCUGGGACUGGAAUACCAUCACUGCUUGA
This is a messenger RNA of Protomyces lactucae-debilis, 1173 nucleotides long. RefSeq lists its product as uncharacterized. The coding region runs from base 1 to 1173 and encodes 390 amino acids. Lineage: Eukaryota; Fungi; Ascomycota; Taphrinomycetes; Taphrinales; Protomycetaceae. The record is from RefSeq and is a predicted model, not a curated record. The transcript has a single exon.